Molecule: messenger RNA, 261 nt
Organism: Nerophis lumbriciformis (worm pipefish)
Lineage: Eukaryota; Metazoa; Chordata; Actinopteri; Syngnathiformes; Syngnathidae
Source: RefSeq, a predicted model, not a curated record
AUGUCCUUUGUUGGAAAAUACCAACUGGAGUCUCAAGAGAGCUUUGAGCCUUUCAUGAAGGCCAUUGGUCUUCCUGAUGAGCUUAUCCAGAAGGGCAAAGAUGUUAAGAGCAUCUCUGAGAUUGAAGAGAAUGGCAACAACUUUAAGGUGACGUUCACAACUGGAUCCAAGGUCCUCGUCAACUCUUUCACCAUUGGGCAAGAGGCUGAGCUUGAGACCAUCACGUGCGAGAAGGUCAAGUCAGUUAUAAAUCAAGAUUAA